Agrilus planipennis (emerald ash borer) is the source of this 1509-nucleotide messenger RNA. RefSeq lists its product as uncharacterized. The transcript is spliced from 3 exons. The record is from RefSeq and is a predicted model, not a curated record. Lineage: Eukaryota; Metazoa; Arthropoda; Insecta; Coleoptera; Buprestidae.
UGUUUUCAAAUUAUCAUUUGUGUUAUAUACUACUGUUUGAUUUAAUAUGAGUGCAAAAAAAGUGUUCAUAUAAAUAUUGCGUAGUUCUGGAAUGCACAAAUACAAGUUUAAAUACUCCAGAAAAAGUAUUUAUUUGUUUGCCAUCCGACCAAAACCUUAGAAGAGCAUGGCAACGUGCAAUGAGGAGAUCUGAUUUUGUAUCCGUCAAAGGCACGAGAUUUUGUUGUGAAGAUCACUUUAAAGUUGAAGAGGACAUGGAAAAUUAUCUUUAUAUAAAAACCAUGAAAUGUGGAAGAAUAAAGCUUAAAGAAGCUGUCAUUCCUAGUAUUUUUGAUUGUCAAAAGAAGCGGUCCGAGUUGCAUACUCUUAAAACUAGAUCAUUGAUAUAGAAAAAAGAGUAAAGAGACAUUAUAAAACAACUGUUGCAUGAAAAUCCGGUAAAUGAGGAAGUUCAUUUGGAGGCUAAUAAAGAGGAAGAGAGUAAUAUUCAAAAUCCUACUUCAAUCGAUCGUGGUAUUGGUAUCCAACUUAAUUUGAAACCACCAAGAAGAUCCAAAGCUAUUUAAUGUAUAAGGAAAGACUUGGUUCAAAUAACGUGUAAAAAACUAAGAUCAGAAGAUACUACUAAUGAAGGUAAUAAAAGACAACGAAAAUGUGAAACCCUGCCUCUCUUUGAUUCUCAAAAAGUUUCCUCAAUAGAUUUAAUUGCAUCCACGAGUGGUGAUACAACAUCUGGCACAUCUGUGUUCUCAGGUUUUGAUAUGUCCGAGGGUUAUGUACAAAUUUGGAAUUCGAAAGAAUACACUCAAAAAGAUAUUAGCUGAUGAUUUCUGUUUGUCAGUUACGAAAGUAUGUUCAAUAGUGCAAAAUGAUUUUCCUUUACUAGCUAAAUUCCUCAAGCCCUUCGUUCAGUGGAAAAGUUUAUUUGAUGUACAACAACUUCCGAUUCCAUUUAGACAUAGAUACAGAAGAGUACAAUGCAUAAUAGAUUGUUUCGAAAUAUCGAUUCAAAAACCAAGUAAUCCAAUUAACCAGUCAUUUUCUUGGUCUCAAUACAAAGGCUGCAACACUAUAAAGUAUUUGAUAGGUUGCACUCCAGAUGAUUUAAUUUCCUUUAUCUCAAACGGAUUUGGCGGAAGAAUCACUGAUAAAAUGAUUGUAGAAGAGUCUAAUUUCUUAAGUCUAGUUGAAGAUGAAGCACAAAUUAUAGCAGAUAGAGGAUUCAAACAUCUUGAAGAGCAGUUGGCAACCAGAAAUGCACAAUUAGUAAGGCCACCAUCUGUUUCAUCUGCAGAAAGAAGUUCAAAAGCAUAAGUAAAAGAGGAAAAGCGGAUAGCAAGCUUACGAGUACACAUCGAACGUGUAAUAUCAAGAAUCAGGGAAUUUCGUAUUCUUCAACCACAUGCCCGUAUUCAUUUACGGUUAAUCAAGUACUUAGAUCUAAUACUACAAAUUGUUUGUGGAAUUAUUAACAUUCAAAGUUUUUAAUUAAAUAAGAAACAGCUAUAU